AUGGAUCAUAUCGGACUUCCUGAAGUGCCGCAUUCGGAGCCUAUCCUGCCUACCUCCCAUCGCGAAAUCUAUCCUCAAAUACCGUCCUCCCCGCCUUCGGUUGGUAGACGCAGACCUAGAAAGUCACCAACGGUCACGCCUCGAUCCUUCAGACGUUUUUUCACACCAAGGUCUCUUCUCAAUGCUGGAAACAAUAGCAGUGCUGUGAGAACAGGUCGUCAGGCUUUGCGGACCUUGACCUCGCCGGCAGUCAAUCGUCUCGCACCCGCAUUUACAAGAGCGUCCAAAACCAACGGUGCACAGAGCCCGAACGAUGUUUUACCAGAGGAUCUCAUGCGUACACCAAGUCGGAAAAGAAAAUAUUCUUUCUCUUCUAUUGUUUCCCCGCUACAAUCUUCGCCAUUAAAAAGAGUCCGUGUGCGUUCACCGGUGGGCGACGAAUCAGAGCCGAGACCCAUAAUUCACGAUCUUGAUAUCAAUCCUCAGGAAGGCCAUGACGAUUUACCACCUACCAGUCCUCUCAAACGGGAACCCGUUCGACCUAUUCAACGGUCACGGGCAUUGCAAACUUGUGGGGCUUUUUUCACGAGAAGUCUACAGGGCGGCCGCAACAAUCGGUUGACUUCUAGAGCCACUGCUGGUGUUGGCUGGCAAGAUUUAACUGCUGAUUUCUACUCGCGAUCGGAAGACCGCUAUGUAUGUGCUAGUUACCUCAAUGAAGGGCAACUUGCACUGCCAUUCUGCAAUGCCUCCUGCAACAACAAUUCAUUGGUUGCAGUAGGCGAUGAAGAAGGAAGUAUUCGACUACUUGAUUCAUCGAAAGAUGACGAACGGGGCUUCUCGAGCGCGUUCCUAGCUUUUCGUCCGCACAUGAAUUCGAUCAUGGACCUCGAGUUUUCAUCGGAUGACUUGUUCCUCGCCACAGCUUCGGGCGACCAAACAUCUUUGAUUAUUGAUAUGACGACCCAAAAACCUAUUCAUUGCUUGUCGAAUCAUGUCUCCUCGGUAAAGAGAGUACAGUUUCAACCUGCUACCAAUAAUAAGGUUCUCGCAACAUGCAGUCGAGAUGGCAAUGUCAAUAUCUGGGAUCUCCGCUGUAAAGGCUUUGAGCGUCCUUCCUUGCAAGUUCGUUGCAACUUGGAGUCUGAUGCUGAAAACGCAGUGUCUUCAACACCCUCCAAGAUGACUUACCCUCACGUUCUCAACACAAUCCACGGAGCUCAUGCUUACACCACCCCUCAGAAGCAAACUUUAGAGAAAGGCGACCCGCCUCCAUUUGGUCGCUCGGAUAUCACUGUCACGUCCAUUUCAUUCUUGCCCGCUGGCCAAGAAAACCUGUUCGUGACAGCAUCGGAGGCUAGUGCGAGUGUUCGGCUAUGGGAUUUGCGGACAGCACACAACAACCGUCGCGGUCGACCUGUCCUUCCACUGUCCUCAACCCGAGAGCCUGAUAGCCACAUCAAGUAUCGCAGAUUUGGUUUAACUUCUUUGGCUUUUAGUGGUGACGGUUCCAGACUGUAUACCCUAUGUCGAGAUAGUACAGUGUAUACAUACGCAACCUCUCACCUGAUACUCGGCCAUGCCCCUGAACUUUCACUCAACAAUAAUCGCCCUCGACGUUCUGGAGGCUCCGACAAAAAUGGCUUAGGGCCUCUCUAUGGAUUCCGUCAUCCAAACCUGCAGGUAUCUUCGUUCUAUGUCAAGCUUGCAUUACGCAAAGCACACAACGAUCGUGCUGAAAUGCUCGCCGUCGGAAGCACUGGUCACUCCCCUAUCCUGUUUCCUACCGACGAAAGAUUCCUGCAGUCCACUGUAAAAGUUCCUGAUAGUGAUCUACCCGGCGGUACGCCGCUCUUCAGAACUCGAUCGGGACUACGCCGCACCAACUCCAGCGCUGGUCUGUCCGGACGCCUGGAAGACACCAUCGCAAUUCAUCAUUCCGGCACCCCUCUGGUGGAAGGCCACCAGAAAGAAGUUACCGCACUGUCCUGGACUGUUGACGGUGAACUCAUCACUGUCAGUGAUGAUUAUAGCGUUCGAUGCUGGCGAGAAGGGCCGGAAGCUCGCGAGCUGCGAAACAGCGGCGACGCAGAGGGCCGGCGCUGGCAGAGUGGCUGGGCCGCAACUAAAGAUUCAUAUGACGAUGAGGAUGAAUAA
Messenger RNA from Penicillium taxi, 2157 nucleotides. Its product is annotated as WD40 repeat domain-containing protein. Gene Ontology annotation, molecular function: protein binding; protein-macromolecule adaptor activity. Gene Ontology annotation, cellular component: nucleus. The transcript has 3 exons. Bases 1 to 2157 code for a protein of 718 amino acids. The record is from RefSeq and is a predicted model, not a curated record. Gene Ontology annotation, biological process: proteasome-mediated ubiquitin-dependent protein catabolic process. NCBI's taxonomy places the organism in Eukaryota, Fungi, Ascomycota, Eurotiomycetes, Eurotiales, Aspergillaceae.